This is a messenger RNA of Bufo bufo (common toad), 625 nucleotides long. RefSeq names its product serum amyloid A-5 protein-like. The transcript is spliced from 4 exons. Gene Ontology annotation, cellular component: extracellular region. The record is from RefSeq and is a predicted model, not a curated record. Bases 87 to 497 code for a protein of 136 amino acids. Lineage: Eukaryota; Metazoa; Chordata; Amphibia; Anura; Bufonidae.
UAGCGCUGCCGCCGGACGGACCCCAGAGCCCGGCAAGGAGCAGACUGCAGAUCCUGAUACAGAAAAGAACAUUCCGGCAGAUCCCAAUGAAGGUCCCGCUGCUCCUUGUGCUGGUCCUGUCUAUGGCUGUGGCUCAUGCACAAGUCUUAGACUGGCUAGAAGACACCGGCAGGAAAAUCAAGGACGGCGCCAGAUUUGUUAAAGAAGCCGGUCAAGGAUCCUGGGACAUGGCUCGAGCCUAUAACGAUAUGAGAGAUGCCAACUGGAAGAAUUCCGACAAGUAUUUCCAUGCCCGGGGGAAUUACGAUGCCGCACAGAGAGGGUGUGGUGGAGAGUGGGCAGCCAGGGUUAUAAGUGAUGCAAGAGAAUCCAUCCAGACGUCAAGCAGCGGAAGAGGGGCCGAGGACAGCGCUGCAGAUCAGAGAGCAAACGAGUGGGGGCGGAGCGGCCGGGACCCCAAUCACUACAGGCCUAAAGGUCUCCCUGACAAAUACUAGACCUGGACGCGGCAAUUCUAUGGCGUGAUAGUGUAAUUAAUGCCAAUCGUCUCAUCCACAAGUUGUAACUAUUUCAGUAUUCACUAAUGAGAGCGCCCCCUAUAGGAAUAAAAGGUGCAUUAUCUUUA